Molecule: messenger RNA, 3078 nt
Organism: Penicillium argentinense
Lineage: Eukaryota; Fungi; Ascomycota; Eurotiomycetes; Eurotiales; Aspergillaceae
Exons: 2
Coding region: 1-3078 (1025 amino acids)
Source: RefSeq, a predicted model, not a curated record
AUGGACGCCGCAAAGGACCAAAACCCACCGCGCAGCUCGGCCGCUCCCUCGCGGCAGUCGCAGCCCAGCGUAUAUCAUUCUGAGACUGCCCCAUCCGCCCGCAGUGCUUCCUCCACACGUCGCGCCAGCAGUAAGCCCCUUCCGUCUCAUGUCUCUCGCAAAACAAAGCAUUCAUCAGGACUGACUCCCGACAUUUUCGGCGCAGACCAGACAGACCGUCCGCAACAUCCAUCGCUCACUCGUGUCAAGGGCAGAAUCAACAUGAAUACCCCACCACAGAUGAGUCCUGAAAGGUCCUGGUUGAAGGACCAGUCGCCAGUGCGCCCUGGGACGGGCACACCCCCUCGAUCAACAAGUAAGUACUGGUUCUACCCAAUGUUGUCAAUGAUCCUGAGCGGGGUGGUGGGGAGAGCCGAACUGACUUUCGAACUCCCGAUAGAAACCCCGGAAAGUGGUACGCCCACUUUGGUGAACCCGGCAUCUAGUCUACUCCAAGAUCUCUUGAAGGAACAACGCGCCCAUCGCACCUCUCGCGGGCCCGCAUCCGAAAAUUGGGAUGGCAGCCGUCCCAGGACGCCCGAGAACCGCAGAGUCCAGGAGGACACGGCAUCGGAGAAAUCGCAAAAACCGAAGGAUGUGCUCGGGACUACAUCUCGGGAACAGCCGAAGGAGAUGGGCGUCCGAGAGAUGGAUCAGUACGUUUCGAAAAUCACCAAGCUCAACUUCGACCUGAAGCUGGAAAUCUUCCACCGCACCCAGCAGAUGGGAACCAUGGAGAAAAAACUGGCUCGGAUGCAGGAGAUGGAGGAGGAGCUGCAACAGAUGCAGAAACUCGAAGAAGAAGUGGUGGAGCUGCGUGCAGUGAACAAGCACAAUCGCAGUCUGCAGGAGUUGAAUGAUCAGCUUCGCGAGGAAUUGCAGAAACGAGACCAAGCUGUCACCGAAGCGGUGCAGCUCAUUUGCCAGCUGGAAGCCAAGGUUGAUGCUUUGGAGAUGGGCAGGCCUAUUUCACAGAUAUCUCUCAGCCGACUGGUUCUGGACGGGCCUAAUACAACCUCCCCAAAAUCCAAAGCGGCCCUAGAGAUUCCCGAGCGCACAUCAUCCAGGCGCGCUUCGUUGAAAUCGCCUGAUUCACGCACCCUCAAUAAAGCUCCAUCGUUCUUGCGCGCAGACAACAAAAGCACCGCUACCUUGCGCAGUCUUUAUGCUCCAGAGGUGAACGAGUCUCACUCUGCUUUGAGUGAACUGACCACGUCGGAGAGCUAUCACACCAUGAACGAAAUACUGGAUUCAGAAUCGCCGAGAUUGAGCGUCCUGAGUGAGUGCAGCGAGUUGCAACCGUACGACACCCCUAUCAAAUGGGGUCAAUUCGACCAGCUGGAUCUUCCUGUUCGCAAGGCUCCACCAUCCACGAGCACAUUCGACAGCUAUAUCCCUCCGGCCGAGAAAGAGAAACAGAACAAUGGCGAAUCGAUUGACCCGUGGACGGAGUCGGGGCCGGAUAUGUCGCAAACCAUUAUCAGACGACGCAUGGAUCGACCCUCGUCAGAUGCCUCCAAGCUUCCCCCUGCUCCGUUCAACCUUUAUUCAGCCAAGCCCGCAGGGCGCUCACGGCUGGACGAAUCCGUCUUUGGUGGUGCGAGACUACCACCCACGCCGGAUACUAUGAGCACAGCUCAUGUAGCCGGCCGCAACGGCUCGAACGGCAGCAUGGCCGCCUCGGCGCGACGGAGCCCCAAAGCUCAGCAAGACCAGUGGGCCGUCGGUCGUCCCCUCGAACGUCAUCGCUCGGCUGAUGAACUUUCGACUCGGACUCGCCGCAGCUUCAAUGGUAGCGACGUUACGGGCAGUAUGCAGACCAACUGCAGCGACACUCCUCGUCUUGGAGUGCUGAGCCAUGAUGAAUCGCCGACAAUCUAUCCGUUCAACACAGUUGCUUCGAAGGCCAGUGAACUUCUUGGCCCCGGUAGCCCCAACAAUCCAGCCAUGGAAACGUCCGGUGGCCAUUUUCGUCGAAACAGCAGAGAUAGCAAAGAAGCAGCAGCAGCAGCAGCAGCAGCCCCAUCUGUGCCGCCCUACCAAACCCCUACCAAGACUGUCAGACAGGCGAAGUCAAUGGAAAGCGAAUCAUCACCACCGUUGACGCCCCAGGAAUGGAUUGCUGCAGCAAAGCAAGGUCCUCGGUCUCGCAAGGAGCGCGCUCAUGGUCUCCAUAUUGACCAGGACGAACGCGAAGAUGAGCUACCUCAUAAUGUUAUCAGCCAGGCGGCUUUUCAUGACGAUGGUAGUGUCGACUCAUAUCCCAUGGAAACUGAUGCCCCGGGCAUUCCAACUCUGGAUAUGGCUACUCUGAACAUACUUGAACAGCCGAUCGCUGAGGCACCCGAGGUACCUGGACCUGUACCGAAGCCUGAGGCAGAGCAACGACGGCGCUUCAGCUUCCGUCCUGCUUUCCUGAAUCCUGCGCAUACUCCUCGACGCCUCCAACAUCCAUCUACUGCACCUGACUUGACGGAUGAGGAGGACGAGGGUGCUCCGUCGCCCAUCAUCCCCAAAACGAGGAAUAUGGGAGGUGCAGCCCGGCGUCCUAUGUCGCAGAUCAUCACCAACUCGGCCGAACUCUACUCUAACGUCCCUGCCCCAAUUGCCCCAAGCGCAGGCUUCGUAAACGAAAACCAUGUUCACAAGUCUUUCCAUCAAUCUUUGAUGGAGACCCGUGAGGGACACGCAGCCCUUCCAAACGCAUCGGCCACAAUUGCUGGACGCCCAACGACAUCGCAUAGCGCGGACCACAAACGUCGCAGCUCCCUUGGCAUUCUUGGAUGGAUGAAGGGCAUGGGUGGCAAGCGCUUGGAGCAUGGACCUUCUGAUGUGGUCGACAAAUUCCCUGAGUUUGUCAAGGAUACGCGCCCUAUCUCGCGCCUCACGCACGAGAGCAGUCGGUUCACAUUGGGUCGGCCUGGGACCCCGGAAUCAAUGGAUGCACCCGUUGUCCGUCCCCGGUCAGAGUUGACCUCACACUCUGACGAUCAAUCUCGUCGGCCGCGCUACAUGGGCCGCCGUGCUCGCAGAGCUUAA